This is a messenger RNA of Oikopleura dioica, 807 nucleotides long. NCBI's taxonomy places the organism in Eukaryota, Metazoa, Chordata, Appendicularia, Copelata, Oikopleuridae. The record is from the annotation of a GenBank genome assembly.
AUGAUUUUCAAAAUACUUCUUUUUUGUUCUGCUUCUGUUAACGCAGACUGGCGAGAAAACUUUAAAGAAUUCGGCGACUGGGUUCUUCGCCGCGCGGAAACCCUACCAGCCGCUUGUCAAACCAUGAACGACGAGUUUUUUCCCGCUUUCUUGGCUGACGCAAAGAAUAAAGCGUAUUUCUGCCUGGCUUUUGAAGGAAAAGAGAGUGAUGAGCAGAUGAAUUCCGUCGGCGAAGUGUUCAGAGCCCUGUAUUGUCAGGAUUCAGCGGAUUUGGGGUAUCCUUGCUCGCCGGAUUCAAGCUUGAUUUUGGCGAAAGCGGUAUCGGUUUUGCCUGAUCGGGUUAUGUACGGAAUCGAGGUCUCACUUGGAAUCAGCACAAGAAGAAGGCCAAAGUUCAUUCAUACAAAGUGGAAUAUUUCUCAUUCUGAUCCCGAAUUCGAUUUCACCCCAAGAUCAGAGGAAGUCGACAUCGCCCGGUUAACGAAAAACGUAGCUUGUGGCAAGGCAGACCUUUUGAGAGACGCUUGGGUUGGCGAUUUAGGCACACAAAUGGCUAGUAAAGGAGGGUCAGAAAAUGUGCAUAUUGCUAUCACCUGGUGCGAUGAAAGGUUCAUGACGGAUUCUCCCGAACAAAUUUUCAACCGUGUUGGAUUCACUAUCUACACUUCUCCUGACAACGAAGCUGACGCUCUUGAUCUGAAGUACUUCUAUCACUGGGACAGGGACAACUUGCGAUCGAGACAGGUGAAUUCAUGGAAGCCCUUUUUGUUUUCCCAAUGCUGCUCGACUUUCGUCAUCGCGCCAUGA